AUGGAAAAUGAAAAUGAUAUUCGCGAGCAAAUCGCCAAAAGUCUCUCGCAUACCCCUUUUGAAUGCUCCUCUUUAACCGCGCUGUCCGGUGGCGUCUCCAAUUUCGUUUAUCGAGGUGCUCUCUCCUCGGCAACUGCGAGUACUGUCGUAGUUAAGCACACAAAAGACUACCUGGCUUCCAAUGUGAACUUCAGACUGGAUGCGGCGCGAUGUGAGUUCGAAGCAGCUACCCUUCAAGCUCUUGAGGGCUUAUCGCCCUACUCGGAGGACAAACUCACCGUGAAACCGCCUCUUCUGCUUCACUUUGAUCGCAAAACAAAUACACAGGUCUUAGAGGAUCUUCCGGAUUCUAUUGACUUGAAGCAUUAUCUUCUCUCGGAAACCUCAAAUGAUGUGUCAGAGUCGACAGCAAAAUCCCUCGGUCGCACCCUUGGAGGCUGGCUACGGUCGUUCCAUAGUUGGGCAGACAAGGCAGAGCAAGCGGAGUUGAAAUCCGUGCUUGGAAAGCAUCAAGUGAUGAAAGACUUGAAGUUUUACAUCAACUACACGAUGUUGAUGGACACGGUUGAGAAUUUCCCGGGACUUUUGGAGGAGAGUCGCGGUGUGUUUGAGGAAGUUGGCGAUUCUGCAGCGGCAGAGUUGACAAGAGAAGACCAUGAUGACGGAUAUGGAAUUAUCCACGGUGAUUUCUGGACAGGAAAGUAUGUUUGGACUGGCGGGGUUGAUCCAGUCUUGUUGUAUUUGAUGGAGGAAACUAACGUGAUAUACAGUGUUUUGAUCCCCAAUGUUCAUCUUACUGGGAAGUCUGAGACGACGUUGUUCGUCGUUGACUGGGAAAUGUCGCACAUUGGCAGCCGAGCUUUGGAUCUCGGCCAGAUGAUUGCGGAGCUUUACGAAACAAAGCUGUUCAGGAAUGUCGACGCCGGAGUGUGGGUCAUUAAGGGACUCCUUGAGGGAUACGGGAGUUUGAGUGAUGAGAUUGGGUUUAGGACUGCCAUCCACGUCGGUGCUCAUCUUGUUUGCUGGGGUAGUCGAGUCCCUGGAUGGGGUAGCCCCCAGCAGGUUGAGGAUGUUGUGAAGGUAGGCAGAGAUCUUAUUGUCCACGGCUGGAGGAAAGACAGAACUUGGUUCGAAGGGGAUACUUUGAGUUGUUUAUUUACUCGUUGGGGAUAA
This is a messenger RNA of Penicillium bovifimosum, 1173 nucleotides long. RefSeq lists its product as uncharacterized. Lineage: Eukaryota; Fungi; Ascomycota; Eurotiomycetes; Eurotiales; Aspergillaceae. The transcript has 2 exons. The record is from RefSeq and is a predicted model, not a curated record. Bases 1 to 1173 code for a protein of 390 amino acids.